Molecule: messenger RNA, 1359 nt
Organism: Zonotrichia leucophrys gambelii
Lineage: Eukaryota; Metazoa; Chordata; Aves; Passeriformes; Passerellidae
Gene: FBXL22
Product: F-box and leucine rich repeat protein 22
Exons: 2
Coding region: 398-1288 (296 amino acids)
Biological process (GO): SCF-dependent proteasomal ubiquitin-dependent protein catabolic process
Cellular component (GO): SCF ubiquitin ligase complex
Molecular function (GO): protein binding
Source: RefSeq, a predicted model, not a curated record
AAUAACUGGGCAGGAAAUUGUCCCUACCUCUGGGGCCUGUGAACUGAACUGCAGACCGUGUGUGUGCUUCAAGGCACCCAGAGACUGCUUCAGCUCCUUCUAAAAACCUUUAUGAAAGUUCCAUUAUCCAUGUAACAGUCCUUGAACAUGAACCAAAUGUGCAACCUCAGAAAAAUCAAUGAACAGACAGAGAGCCAAGUGUACUCUGCCAAACCCAAGUGGUGCUCGGCCAAAUCUCCCGAAUGGGAAGCACUGACAGAUACACCCAGCAGCUGCAGCUACAGCCCCACCCCACUGCAGUAACUCAGCACAAGAGCUUUGCUAAACUCCAGCAGAGUCUACAAGGCAGGGGGGAAAAUCCCUUUUAAGGAAGCAUUUCACGACAGUCAAGCUGUACAUGCCCAUUCCAUUCCUUGGACGAAGGAAGCACAAGCUACAUACAUGGUUCUGUUCCUUUCCCUGUUCUGAGCUUCUGCACCAGUUGUUAGCCAAAAAUAAACCCCAUUCCACAACCAUAUAUGUGCAACAGCCUCCUGGGGAGUGUGAGCCCCCUCCAGCACUGCUGUUACUCCACCCGGCCACGACACUCUGCCUCUGCUGCUGGGCAAUGCACAUAACCCAGCUCAACCGGGAAUGCCUUCUACAUCUCUUCUCUUUUCUGGACAAAAACAGUAGGAAAAAUCUGGCAAAAACAUGUCACAGGUUACUAGAAGUGUUUCAGGAUCCUUUACUGUGGUCUUUGUUGAACUUUCAUUCUCCAGUGGAACUAAAGAAGGAUAAUUUUCUCCUGGGACCUGCUUUAAAACACUUAUCCAUCUGCUGGUAUUCAGAGAGAGUCAAGGUGUGUAACAUUGAGGACUGGAUGAAAAACAGUUUCCAGAAAGACUUCUGUAAGAGGCAUGAGAACACUGUCAGUGAUUUUUUACUAGACGUUUGCAACAGAUGUCCAAAUCUGCUGUCUCUGACCCUCUCUGGAUGUGGCCAUGUUACAGAUGACUGCAUUUUGCAGCUUCUCAAGAACUGCCCGAACCUGAAGAGCCUCAAGCUGGAGAACUGUGUGCAGAUCACUGACCACACCCUGGAGGCAGUGACGCUCCACGGAGCAUCGCUGCGAACGCUCCACGUGGAUUUCUGCCGCAAUGUAACACAGGCUGGGCUAGAGAGAGUCAGGGAGAAGUGUCCUUCAGUGAUGCUGAGAGCAGACAGAAGUGCUAACAUGAUCCCAGACAGCAAGCCAGGAAAAAAGCUGAUGCUUGAAAAAGCAUCAAGAAAAUUGGUUCAGCUUUAAGGUGUGGGUAUUUUACCUCACUGAGGUAGCAAUGAACUGUUGCUACUUCCACGGGUUCUGGUCAAGUCCAA